Xenopus tropicalis (tropical clawed frog) is the source of this 7290-nucleotide messenger RNA. It is a transcript of the gene ncapd3, whose product is annotated as non-SMC condensin II complex subunit D3. The record is from RefSeq and is a predicted model, not a curated record. Gene Ontology annotation, cellular component: condensed chromosome, centromeric region; nuclear lumen; condensin complex. Lineage: Eukaryota; Metazoa; Chordata; Amphibia; Anura; Pipidae. Gene Ontology annotation, biological process: mitotic chromosome condensation. Gene Ontology annotation, molecular function: histone binding. The transcript is spliced from 34 exons. The coding region runs from base 250 to 4713 and encodes 1487 amino acids.
UGUUGGUUAAUGGCACCUGUCAUUUUAAGCGCUUGCGUAGAACAUAUACCAGUACAUAAAAUGUCUGAACGAGUACCUAACUUAUCUUCCCCUAUCACUUCCCAUUUGUUGGCUCUUUUAUAGACGCCGCGGCGUUUUGAGAUGAUGUCACGACAUGCUUUACGAUGAUUGGUCUAUUCGUGUUUAGUUUUGGCGCUGGGCUGCUAACUGAGCGCCAGUAAGCAAGAAGGGAGAAAAGAAGCUUUUACUAUGGGUGACAGAGAGGCCGUGUUACUUGAGGCCCUGAGUCGGUGCGGACUGCGGGGCCUGAGCCAGGCCUGGGUUGAUUCAGUAUGGGAACUUGACUUCACUGAAACUGAGCCCCUGGAUUCCAGAAUAGAAGCCGAAAUAUCAGAAAAUGGAUUAGAAGCAUUUAGUACUUUGCAUGAAAGUCUGUUGCCCUUUGCUUCCGAAGAGCUGGAGAAUAACAGGAGUGUAUGGCUCCUGUUUUCUGAGAAUGACAUUUGUCGUAAUUCGCUGGUGGCCUUGCUCUCACACUUUGUUCAGGCAGGGUCUAAUAAAAAGGCCAAUGCCGUACAGAGAAUACUGGCACUAAAUGCUGCUGGCCUCUAUUUUAUGCUGCUGGAAAUUCCAGGUAGUGUUGCCAACCAGGUUUUUCAUCCAGUACUAUUUGAUACGUGUGUAAAUGCCCUAGAGAAAUGUUGGCCUCAGGAUCCCAAUGCUAAUCGCAAAAGAAAAAAGGACACACAAAAGAGUUCCCAAGGGGAAAAUCGUGGGGGCAGGAAAAGACCCAGGCCUCCUAGGAGAGUAGAACAAGAGAUGGAGGAUUUGUCAGAGGAAGAACAAGAUGAGGAAGAAAUGUAUUUCUCAACUCGAGAUCUCCUGAAUAUUCGAGAUUCUAUCUUUCGCCUCCUAAAGAACUUUUUGCGUCUUUUACCCAGAUUCUCUCUCAAAGAGAAACCUCAAAGUGUUUUGCAUUGUAUUCAGGUCUUUAUAAAUUUGACCAGUUUUGAGAGUGUCCCACAGGAGGUGCCAUUUUCUGAUGCAGUAUCUGUUAACCGCAUGAAGUUUGUGCCAGAACUUGCAUACCAUGGAUUGUGGUUACUCUGUUUGUCCAUUCAUGGAGAAGGAAAUCAGACAGUGCGCCGCCUUUUUCAGCGCUUGCUCAGUGUCAUUUUGAUGAUGAAAGGAGGAGAAGGUUCUAAUUCAGCUCUUUUGGUCAUCAAUGCUCCUGUUAUUAGUGCAAGAAAUCAAGCUUUACGAUUUAUCAGUUUUUUGGUAAAUGAGCUGAAAGAAGGUGCUAUCCCUGUGCUGAACAUUCUGCUGCAACAUAUUUGUGUCAAGUUUCCAGAUAAGGCAGAUUACAGAGUAUAUGCAGCUCAGGCUUUGGUCAAACUCAUGGAAAAGCUUCCCAAUGCAGAAUAUGCUGCCUUCAUAGAAUGGUUAUACAAGUAUUCAAAAAAUUCUAAGAUCUCUUACAGAGUGUUUGCGCUUGAAGUGGUAGUUGCUUUGCUAGAUCUACCAGAAAGAGAAGCAGAUGUUUCCUUGCCUCAUGAAAACUUGAAGUUUCUGCAGCAUAAAUUCCUGCUCCAGAAUGUGGUAUUCAGCCGUUGCUCUGACAAAGCUCCCACUGUCCGCAGUAAAGCACUUUCCUGCCUAGCUCAGUGCAUGGAAAAGAAUGGCACCACUUCCAUGGAUGGGGUGCAGGAGCUACUGCAGGGCAGUUCUUGUCGUACUGUGUUUGGAACAAAUAUCACUGAAAACACAGGGAACGGCACUGUGGAUGCAGGUACAACACAUCCUCAAAAAACCAUGGCUACUUUAAAAACCAUGGAAGUUUCAUACAGUAGUGAUACCCUAACCUCAGAUGGAAAGGAGGUCUUGACAAUGUUACGCUAUAGAGCAGGAGAUGAGAAGACAAAUGUGAGAAAAUCUGCAUUGCAGGUUCUGGUGAACGUGCUAAAGUUCAAUUUGAUUCCCUGCAGUUCGGAAGAUCUUUCUACACUGCAGGACAGGUGCAGGGAUCCUGCAGUAUCUGUGCGAAAGCAAGCACUGACUUCCUUGACUGAGCUUCUUCUGGCUCAGCCUCACAGUGUUUUUGUUCAGAAAGCCUGGCUGACUGGGCUAAUUCCUGUGGUUCUGGAUACUGAAAGCUCUGUGCAGGAAAAAGCCCUUGAAUGUCUUGACCAACUUCUGCUUCAAAGCAUUACACAUUAUAAUCGCUUUAAACAAGAUGAUGAGAGGCAAAAAUUAACAUGGGACUUGCUGAAACUUCUUACUUCGGAAAGCCAAGACCUUAGCCGUUACCUGACAAAGGCCUUUCACUUGUGGUCAAAACAAGAUAAAUUUUCAUCGACUUUUAUUAACAACCUGAUCUCUCACACGGAGACUGAACACACUGCUUCUGCAUGGAUGAUACUUUCUAAAGUUGCAGGCUCCUCGCCAAAGUUGGAUUACACAAAAAUUCUUCAGUCUUGGGAGAAUAUUAGCAGGCAUAGAGAUGCAGACAUCAGCACAACUGGGCACAUAUUAUGUGUAAUAGGCCACAUUGCUAAGCACCUCCCUGCAAACACUAGAACACAUCUAAUUGAUCAUGUCAAGUCCUGGUUAAAAGAAUUUAAGUCUUCACCAGAGGUGAUUAGUCCUGCAGUGGAAGCUUUGCAGAAACUCUGCCAUGCACACACUGAUAAACCAGAAGGGGUACAGGAUCUUUUAAAUGAUGUAUGUGGUGAGAUUGUCUCAGCUUGUGAAGAUUACAUCUCAUCUGCUGUGAUGACUGAUUGCAAGGAUGAACAGCUGGACCAAGAUUUACUGGUAAAACACCUUUUUACUCUUGGGGAAGCAGCCCAGCUGUGCCCUGCAAGGGUGGAGAAACGUGUCUUGCUGCUGGUUCAAUCCAUAUUGGCCUCAUCUGUAACCACAGAAGAAAAUUCCUGCCGUUCUGAUAGCGAGGAUCCUCCACUUUCCCAACCACUCUCACAGUUCAAAGGGUCCAACAUGCCUCCUCUGAUUAGGGCACAUGCUUUCAUAACACUUGGGAAACUCUGUCUACAACAUGAAGACCUGGCUAAAAAGUGCAUUCCUGCACUAGCCAGAGAGCUUGAGGUUUGUGAUGAUGUGGCCAUUCGUAACAAUGUUAUCAUUGUGAUAUGUGACUUGUGCAUCCGUUACACUACAAUGGUGGAUAGAUACAUACCCAAUGUUUCAGUCUGCCUUCGAGACCGAGACCCCUUCAUCCGAAAGCAAACUCUUAUCAUGCUAACCAACCUUCUACAGGAAGAAUUUGUUAAAUGGAAAGGCUCCCUCUUCUUCAGAUUUGUCAGUGUGCUAGUUGAUCCUGAUGAAGAAAUAGCCAAGUUUGGGGAGUUCUGUCUGGUUCACCUCCUCCUGAAGAGGAAUCCAGUUAUGUUUUCUCAGCAUUUUAUAGAGUGCAUAUUCCAUUUCAACAGUUAUGAGAAACAUGAGAAGUACAAUAAAUUUGAACAGACAAAGAGGGAGAGGACCCUUUUCUCUCUGAAGGGCAAAGAAAACAAGGACAAACGAAUGAAGAUCUAUAAGUUCCUUUUGGAACACUUCACAGAUGAGCAGAGAUUUAACCUGACCAGCAAGAUCAGCCACAAUGUACUAGCUUGCUUUGUGGAUGGGAUUUUACCUAUUGAUAUGGAAGCCAAUGAAUUGCUGUCUGACAUUUUUGACAUAAUGAGCAGUAAAGAAAUUAAGCUGUCAGCAAUGAGAUCAAAACCCGGAGAAGACAUCGGUGCUGAUGAUGAUGAGAUGGCAAUGGCUAAUGCCGUAAUGCAAGCAGCUCAGAAAAAGCUUAUAUCUCAGGUGCAAAAGAAGAACUUUAUUGAGAACAUUAUUCCCAUUAUAACUUCACUGAAGGGGUUCCUUGAGCAACACCGCAUUCCUGCUGUGAGAGAUCUCAUGAACUAUUUGCGGGAGAUGAUGAAGGAUUAUCGGGAUGAGAUAAAAGACUUCUUUGCUGCAGAUAAGCAACUAGCAGCUGAACUGGAAUAUGAUAUGAAAAAGUAUGAGGAACAACUUGAAAGAGAGCAAGAGGAAAUCUCUUCUUCUCCUUCAGCUGAAUGCUCCCAAACCCCAAAGGGUUCUCCUAGAGCUGUCAAUGCCAUUUCAUCUCCCAGGAGUCCUACGGCACCAAAAUCUCCCCUUCCUACUAAUGCACAAACAUCGACUGGAGCUGCACCUUGUACCCCUACAACAACCCCGCCUAGGGUCAGCAUACUGAAAGAUCAGGGGCCCAGGCCAAGGCAAAUGUCGCUCAGUACCCUGGCAAUACUUAAUUCAGCAAGAAAAGCUGCAGAGGGAAACAAGAAACAUCGAAGCAAGAGCAUUGGAGCACAACCAUCAACUCCUUCGCCAGCAAGCACAACUAUCAACAAACAAGUGACGUUCCGUAGUCCAGAUCAGCAGUCAAAUAGUUCUCUGGUUGGAAGAAUGAUCAGCACCCCUGAUGUGACCAUUGAAAAUGUAACAUUUGGGGCUGGGGUCAGCUACAUUAGUGCAAGCCAAACACCACUUUCUGGGAGCAGGGGAAGCAUUGGAUCCCAAGACAAGGACAAGGAUGUACUGUGCAUUAUGUCUCCAGACAAACAGGCCCCCCAGCCCCGAAAAUGGAAUGUGGAAUCUCCAGUCCAGAGAAGAAGCAUUCGCCGGCACAUUUCUGGAAAAGCACCACUAAAGCCAUCUAAUUAGAUAUAUUCAUGUAAAGCUGUGCCUCUAACUGACAGUGUCAGAAAAAUCUGGUCCAAAGUGAAAGCGUUAAGUGUGUGUAUAUAUUUAUGUGUGCUAUGCUGCUAACGUACCUUUUGCAGCCCUAUAAUCAUCUUGCCUUUCAUUUGCUUUGAUUUGAAACAUUAGCUAAUUUUGGAAUGGAAAGACUCAGAGCAUAGGCCACCAGCUGGCUCUUUCGUAUUGUAAUCAUCUUGUUAAAGCUUUGACAUACUAAAAGCCAUAAAUCUCCAGCGAGCUGCAAAUCAUCGCCCAGAGCAUGGAGGUGACAGGAAGUGAGCUGCAGCAUUGGCCCAGGGUCAGAGCAAAUGGAGAUUUAUACAUGGCUCGUUGGCUUGCCCAUCUUUGCUGACAGAUUAUGCAAGGUGCAACAUGCAGACCUAUAUUUAAAAAGGUUACAGGAAAAUCUUUAACCCUGCUUUUAUCCUGUAAGUCAUUCUAUGGUAAUCAUACAAACUACAUUCUCUUUCUUUAACAAAUAAGCUGAAAUCAGUAAAGGAGAAGGAAAGCUGAAAUCGGAAAAAGAAGGAAAUCACUGGGAAGUGUCAAAGGCAACCCCAAGUGACUUUAAUUACCUGAAACCCCCGGCCGGUGCUCCUGUGAGUAGAAAACAGCACUGGCAGGGGUUUAUGCAAGCUAGAGUUAGACUUUAACAAAAAAAGUUGGCUUUUUCACUCGGCUGCGCAUGUGACGGCCCCGGAUUGUAAUCGAAUACCUGGUGCAGUUUACAGGAGCACCAGCCAGGGGUGUGGGGGUAAGCUAUUACAAUUAUUGGGGGGCACCUUUCCUUCUCCUUAAAUAAUUUAAAUUAUUUGUAAAUGGAAUUGCUACAGAAGACUCCACAGAAUUCCUUGCAUGUUCUGUGAAUAAUGCAAGGCAUUGUGGGAAUUGGCAGUCUUGGUUGUACUAGGGCUGACUUUUGCUAAACUGUCUGAGGCAGGACAAGAAAUAGCCAUUAAAAUAGCCAGACCAUUGCUGUUUUCUGUAGCAAUAACAUUAACAUAAUUGAAGUGGUUUAAUUCAUGUUAUACUGAAUUGUUGCUUAGAAUUGCAGUUUUAUUUAUGGUACAGUAUUUCAUAUUUUCUUUCUGGAGCCCCCAGCCAGUGAUUCUAAUCGCUUCACCUCUGGGGACUAGUAUUGUAAUUGCUUACCUGAUACCCCAGGUGGGGCUCCUGUUUGCUGAAAACUGCACAGCCCUGGGCUACUGCUGCAGGAGUGCCAUGUCUUCUUUUUGGAUCCUCUCUAGGGCCUGGUCUGGGUAUGCAGUACACUUUAUUAAAAAAUAAAAAGCUAAUCUUGGAAGCAAGAAGCCCGCUUUUCAGUCUACUGUGUAUGCACACCCAGUCCAAGCUGGUGCAAAUAAUCUAAUUAUAUGGUUCCUUCUCCUUUUAACACAUUCCUUUGUUUUCUAACGAUGAUAAGUCUCUGAUCUUCAUAUUGAUGUGUCCAAAAGAGAACUAAACCCUAAAAAUAAAUAUGGCUUAAAGGCCAUAUUUUAUAUACUGAACUUACUGCACCAGCCUAAAGUUUCAGCAUCUCAAUAGUAAUAAUCCAGGUCUUUACAGUUGUCACAGGAGUAUCUCAUCUUGGAUUCUGUUAGAAGUCUUAGUGGCACUCAUAAAUUUAGUGUGUUCUGAGCAGCUGUUGAGAAGAUAAUUUGUGACAACCCCUAAGCUUAGCAAGUAGAAAGAGAUUUGCCUGAAAUAUAAACUGAUUCUACAGGGCUGAUUAUUGUAUGGCAUGUAUAUUGUAUGGCCUCUUGUGACAGUUAUAUUCUAUAUAUCCAGUAUUACCUAAGCUCAGGUAAGUAACAGAAGAUGGUGGGCUACUGGGGGCAUCUUUGGAGGCACAGAUCUACAACAUUUCUAGUCUACUUGUUUGGUUAGGCUUUAGUUCUCCUUUAAAAAUACAGGCGAAUACUUAACCCAUGUGAAUAUAUGUUUAUGUACAUACAGAGCAACACUUACUGGUGUUUGUUUUUUAUUGUCAAAGGUAAUUCAAACAUUUUAAUAUCAAUAUAACAGCAGUAAUAUGUACAGAAUAAGCAUAAAAACAUGUUUACAUAUAUAUAUUCUGUGUUGCUCAGUGGGAUAACUGGUUAUGACACUUGGCAGUACUGUUCUUAGGAGGCUAGUUGGUAAUUGUGAAACAGUAACUCUUGAAAUAUACUGUGCAAAUGGCCGUGUCCCCUUGAUCUGCCUCCUGUUUGAAACACAAGCCAAAGAUGAUAUUUUACUGAUUUAAUGUAUAUUUGUCAAGGGAAUGUAUCUGGGAGGUAGGUAAUGUAUUUAUCACUACUGCUACCAAACAAAUGUGUAAGUAGUGCUAUGCAAUCCAGCACUGUUAUGAGAGAAAUGUUAUUGAACGCUUUGGUCAGGAAUAGCAGAGUCAUUGUUACAUUAUGGCUAGUGCCCGGCCAGACCUGAAACAGCUGUUAAACAAUGUUAAUAAAACAUAGUAGUCAAAGUUUUAAAAGUGUAUUUUUUGCCUUCUGCAUUUGUAUCUUGCACAGUACCUACCUUUUAUAUGUCAUUAAAACU